AUGCCACGUGCUCGACGUGUUAGCUUAGUUCCAACCACUCCAGGUGGUAUUCAUCUUAGAACAGCUGAUCUUUCUGCCGAUGAAAUAGUUAUCGAUGACGAAGUCGUAAUCAAAUCUUCCUUUUUUCGUGGAGAAUCAACUGAAGUGUCAGGAACAAAAAAAUCGCCCAAACGAACUCCGAAAUACGUCGUUCGAAAGUCCUCGGAUUUGAAGAAAAUUAAAAACAUUGAUGAUCGAAUUGAAGCCAUUUUGGCUAGUCCAAUGAUUGAAAACCGUAGGAAGUCCCUUGGACAUUCUAAGUCUCUCGAUACUACUGAAGACGAACGCACUCCACUUCGAGUGCCAUCAUCACACGACUUACAGGCAGUCAGUAGUCGACGUUUGUCUGCUAUUGUUAUGUCAAAAUUUGCAUCGUAUUUGCAUUCAGCUUCAUUCACGGAGGGUGAAAAUAGGUACCUGUGUCCGACAAAGUUGAAUCGUCGCAAAACUACCGGAAAUUUUGCUACACCUCGCACAUCCGCAUUGAGUUUUGGAACACCCCUGCGUAAGAAUACGCCAGUCACACCUGACUCUAAAGACCUGAGCCGGAAAUUUGCAGAUUUAGACGCCGUUGAAGAUACCGAAAACCAGCCGCCACCACCAAAAGAAACGCCUACUCAGGAACCAAUUUCAUCGUCUUCACAGCCGCAAAUGACCAAUGAAAAUCUUUCAACGACAACAGUGGAGAAUGAGCCAAGAUCUGUCGGUGAAUUCCGUGUUCUAGUCAAUAUGGAGAUUUCUCGACUAUCGUCACUGAAAGCUGCUUGGGAGGAUGUUAUGGAGGAAGAAGGAUCAAAUAUUCCUGAAACAGCCAUCACGCAUAUCCGAGCUGCAGUCGGAAAAUGUGGAUUAUUGAUCAAGAAUAGGCUACAAAACUUCUUCGGUCUCAUCGAUUACACAGAAGAAUCUCUUCGCAAACAGGAACAAGGAGAUAUUAACGAGUUGACAUCCCAUCAGCGUUCUAACAUCAACGACCUUUUGGGAAUGUGGACUAACAUUGCUCGCCAAAUUAGCGACAUUGACAAGUCAUUCGAUCGUUUGCGCAGAUGGCGCGAUGUAAGCAAGUGGGCUUACACUUCUCCACCAGCUACUCCCGCUCCACCUAAUCAGCAACAACAGAAGCAAGGGUCUAAGUCUCGUCUCCCUAGACCAGCUUGGAAGCCUAAGGGAACUCUCAAGCGUCUGGUUCCAACCGCUUCUAAUACUGCUGGAGCAAGACUCCGUUCUCCUAAAAUUGCCAAGCGGUCAAACUUGGCCCAUAUCAAGGCUCAGAUGCUGGCUAAGAAGAGGGCUUUGGAAGGAGGUGAAAGUACAGAGAUCGUCAUAUUUGGUGGCGAUAAGAAAGAAGGGUUGUGUACUCCUGUUUCUCGAGGUAGACAAUCUACACUUGUCAGUUUGGAAAAGAGCGUUCCUGGAUCGGAAGGCAUCCAGUUAAUAGAGACUUUACAGCCUGAAAAAAAUGUUAAUUUAUCGCCCCCUAUUCAUGAGAGCUCGCGCCGCCAAAUUGAUAUUAAUUCAGAGGGACAUGCACCUAAAGCGAAUGAGAGACUUACCGUUCAUGAAGUUUCCAUUGGCGGGGAAUGUGAUAUGAUUGAAGAAAGUUUUGAAAUACAACCUCGCAGAUCGCGGGGAAGACCACGUAAGUCAACAAAUUUGGGGAUUUCUACAAUUGACUCUGAACUACCAAACGAAGAUGGUAAUUUGCCGUCUCCUAAAAGUGUAUCAACAAGGGCAAAUAAGUCCGUUAGGACCUCGAAGCGCUCCGUGAUGCUUGGAGAAGAUGGUUCUGAUUUAUUCACAAAUAGUAGAGAUGUUCCACCUCUUUUUGUCGAACACGACUCAGCAUCAGAAAAAACGUUUGACUCCCCAAAACCACAUGGAAGAUCAAGGGUUGAAGAACGUGUUAGUUUUCAGUCACCGGAGCGUGAGAGUCUCGGGAAGUCUGUUGUUACCUCGAAAUCUUCCAUGGCCCAAAAUCAGUUUAAGCAAAUAGGCGGAUUGCAGAGUCCAGAACGUGAAACACAGAAUAUUCAGAAUGGUGUUCCUGAAGAAAGUACUGGAAAUUUGCUAUCACCAAAAUCACGUGGAAGACCGCGAAAAUCAUCAGCUGUAUCGGUACACGAAACCGCUGAAGUAGAUAAAAAUUUACAAUCACCAACUCUUUAUGACGGGUCUCUCAACAUGACACAAGGUGAAAAUGUUGAAAUUCAGUCACCUAAACGCGGUAGACCAACUAAGUCUACAGUUAGGGAAUCUAUUCGCAAGGUUAAUUCACAAUUGCUACAUGAAAAUAGCGAACUGGAGACACCUAAACGUGGAAGGCCACGAAAAUCAGCAGUACCUCAGUCGGUAGAAAUAAAUGAGCAUAUACAAUCUGCAGGACGACCAAGCAAGUCUUUGACUGUAAAAGUUAGUGAUCUUGAUGCUGGCGGAGCCCCCCUUGAGCAAUCAUCUGUUACUAAGGACAUAUUUUCUCAUCAAAAUUCAGCUUCUAAGGUUUCUGAAUUAGCUGAUGAGUAUCAGCAGCUUAAGUCGCCUAAACGUAGUCGAUCGAAAAAAUCGACUUCGGGAAGUCUUGCUGUUCCUGAGACUCCACUUCAAGUGAUUGAUGUUGCUAUCGACGAGAAUGCCGUGAUCAAGCGUCGUGGACGACCCUCAAGACAAUCUUCACUUUUUGUGCCCGAUUCUCAAUUUCCAAUAGACGAAGAUUUCACGACUUUGCAAUCUGCAAAACGAAGUGGACGGGCAAAUCAAUCAGUGGUUAUCAACGACUCCCUUGAUAAGAAUGGCAUUGGGAAAACUCCCAAGAGGGGAAGACCAAGAAAGUCGGAUGUUUUUGAUGACUCAAUUUUGGCUGUCAACCGAACACCCAAUCACAGAAGACUACGAAAUUCUACGGUAGAUGCGUUGGAAGUUAGUAGCACUUUUGUCACAUCAGCUAAACAUCGUGGAGGGCCUAGAAAAUCGGCUGUUGAUGAUUCCUUGGCAGUGAAUCGAAAUUCUGUUAAACAGACUCCUAAGCGAGGAAGACCUAGUAAGUCCUUGACAAUGGAGUCUACAUUUCUAACUCCGAAAGAAGUUGUGGAGACGGCUUUUCCUGUGUCAUCUGCCAAACCUGGAAGGCCGAGAAGAUCAACAGCUGUGGCUCAGGGUACGCCUUUGACAUCGAUCGAAUCUACUUCACUUAAACGUGGUAGACCAUUCACAAUUGGUGAAGCCAUCAUUUCUCCAAGUCCAGUGGGUGGAGAUUUCCUCAUUCCUGAUUCGUUGCCACGGAAACGCCCUCGAAUGUGUAAUUCCUCAAUCUUGUCAACGUCACAUACGUCGACUGUUGCGAACACGACGAAUCCAUUUUCACCGCCACCUCGACCUAUCACUGGAACACCACGACCUCACAUGUCCAAGUUAAUGCGAACUAGAGUGGACUCCUCUCUCUCCCAAUCUGUUCUUAGAAAGCAGCUGAUGUUAGCUACAACUUGUGGUGGAAAUAACAGUGGAAGAAGCAGUGUGGCAGCUACAGUAGAGCUAUCUCAACCAAACUCUGCCAAGCGCCCCAUUGGCAGACCGAGAAAGUCUGUUCGUUUCUUAAAUUCUCCUGAUUCUCAGUCUUCCACCAAGCCAUCUUUACCAGUUACUCCUUAUGCUAGAUCAUCUGCUGAUCCAAACCAUCGUGUUUCUCAGCGUGGUCGCCGUUCCAGAAAUACACCCUAA
This is a messenger RNA of Rodentolepis nana, 3750 nucleotides long. The record is from the annotation of a GenBank genome assembly. NCBI's taxonomy places the organism in Eukaryota, Metazoa, Platyhelminthes, Cestoda, Cyclophyllidea, Hymenolepididae.